UUAAGAAGAUUCAUUCAUUUAUUCGUUUUCUAAUCCGGUUAAGGAAAUGAAUAGAUUAAUUAUUUCACCCCCCGGAAUUAUGAGUGAGUUUCGACCAAAAGAUUCCUCUCUGUCGCCCUCUAGUGGCCUAGAGUUGUACGUGAAUGAAUAAACGUCCAAAUUUCAAAGCGAGCUUUGGACUAAAUGAUAGAAAUCCGGCUUUAGAAGGAGCGGGUGUAGAAACAUGUAUACGGCAACUGAUGUGAAAAGCACAGUGAGUUUCUUUAAAGAGUCUUUGAGUUUGAAUAAAGCUGUCACGCCUCCAGUUGCCAUCUGAUCCGCGUUCCGAGCCCCUGCAGGAAUGUCCGCCGUCAUCUGGAGCCCGGAUCCCGGUAAGCGACACCCCUUUUCCCUCGGUGCCGUCCAACGGAGCCACAACACGUCAACUUUAGCCCCCCGGAGGUCUUUCCGCUGCGCUUAAAUUAAGCCCGAGAGAGGUUGGAGCAAAGUCAGCGGUGAGGAGGAGGCUUCUCAGCGGGACGGCAUGCGCUCCUUAGCCGGACUGGCUGCCAUCGUGGCGGCGGCGAGCGUCUACCUGUACGUGCUGUCCACGCACCUUCCACCGGGACCCAAGCAGCUCCCGCCGGACACUGAGGGGGCGGACGCGCAGGAGCUGGACUUCAGGCUGAAGUUCCCGUCAGACCUGGAGUCCCUACGGGAGCUCGCAGAUACGCUCAAGUUCUACAAAAGAGAAAACUAUGGCUACGUUCUGCUGCUGUUCUGCAGUGCUUACCUGUAUAAGCAGUCCUUUGCCAUACCUGGCUCCUCCUUCCUGAACAUGCUAGCAGGAGCAAUCUUUGGGCCCUGGGAGGGUCUGUUGUUGGCCUGCCUGCUCGCCACUUCAGGCUCGACAUUCUGCUUCCUCCUGUCGUCAGUGUUUGGAAAGCAGUACGUGGUUCACUUAUUUCCUGAGAAGGUCGCCCUGUUGCAGAGGAAGGUGGAAGAGAAUCGUAGCAGCUUGUUUUUCCUCCUCCUUUUCCUUCGUUUCUUCCCCAUGACUCCUAACUGGUUCCUUAACAUCACCUGUCCUGUCCUCAACAUCCCCAUCUCCAUUUUCUUCUUCUCUGUGUUGAUAGGUUUGAUCCCCUACAACUUCAUCUGUGUUCGGACGGGCUCAAUCCUGUCCCAGAUCUCUUCUCUGGAUGACAUUUUCUCUUGGGGGACGCUGGCUCAACUCCUGGCCAUCGCCCUGGUGGCCCUUGUCCCUGGAGCAAUGAUUAAGCACUACAGCAAAACUCACCUGAAGGUAGACGGCCUGGACAGCAAUGGAGCGGGUCCGGGGGAAAUCGACCGCAAGAGACGAUAACUUUGGUCUGAAACGCUGGAACUUUAUGUCAGAAGAAGGAAGGUGGAGAGCAAAACUCUGCAUAGCUCUGAACUUCAUACCUUUGCAGCCAUGGGAUUUCUGUGAGGAAGCGUUCUGCAAUUUUCUAAAGACAUUUAAGUCGCAAAACUUUACCGCAGACACGUUUUACAGUUUUCUGACUCUAAAUUUGUUUUAGACAUUUUAAAAGAAAAUUCCUGAUAUUCUAUAUAUUUUAUCUGAAAGAACAUUUUACUAAACCCCAAAGAAAUUUUGUAUUUAGAAUUUGUGUAAAAGCAAUAAAAUUGCAUUUUUUAAACCUCA
Oryzias latipes (Japanese medaka) is the source of this 1666-nucleotide messenger RNA. RefSeq names its product transmembrane protein 41A-B. NCBI's taxonomy places the organism in Eukaryota, Metazoa, Chordata, Actinopteri, Beloniformes, Adrianichthyidae. The record is from RefSeq and is a predicted model, not a curated record.